AUGCUUCAAAACUUCCCACUUGUUACUCGCGCCUGGGCUUUUCAAGAAAAGAUCCUCUCCCGCCGAAAAAUAUAUUUCACUAAUGCCGAAGUCGACUGGGAAUGUUCACAGGACAUACAAUGUUUCUGCGGCGGCAUCAGAAAUGCGUCUAGAGAGCCUGCGACUGCUUUCGAAAUGAUCCAGAAUUCGUUUACUGGAGAAGAUUUAAAACACCGUGAGAGAUAUAAGUGGAUGGGCAUCAUUGAGCGUUAUUCUAGUCGCUUUUUGACAAAAGAGACGGAUCGCCUACCGGCCCUUUCUGCACUGGCUCAGAAGUUUCGUACUGCAUCUGAACUUGGCUCCUACCUGGCUGGUAACUGGACUCAAGGUCUGGUGGCGUCGCUCAAAUGGACGGCUAGCAGUGGAAAAACUCCCACUUCAGAUUAUAUAGCUCCAUCAUGGUCAUGGGCAUCAGCACCGGGUGGCGUAACUUUUGUCAAGGAAAUUAAUCCCAAAUAUGCUGUAUCUGGAGCACAUGUCUGGGCUCGCCUAAUAGAAGCGACGUGUAUCCCCGCCAGCACGGAUCCCAUGGGUGCAGUAUCACGAGGACACAUCAUAGUUGUCGGUCCUGUUAUAGCAAUGAAAUUGACUUGUGACCAAGAGGAUCUUGACUACUCCCAAAGCGAUAGACAACUGGUACCAUGGUAUCUAGUCAAGGUUAAUGGUGUAUAUAGUGGAGAGCGGGAGUUGACAUUCCUGGAUGCAAAAAUGACGUUAGAUGAGACGAUGAAGAUGAAGGACAAAGAAGUCUUGGCCCUGAUGAUUGAUCGAAUGUUUUCUUUGAUCUUGCAGCGAUCUAAUACAAAUGAUGAAGCUUUUGAGCGUAUUGGAGUUAUGUCACAUGGCAGUAAGUAUCGGAGCGGAGUUGAGAUUCCUAUGAAUCAUUCUAUUGAUAAAUGGUUUGAAGACGCAAGGCAGAAAAUAUUGGAAAUUGUUUGA
This is a messenger RNA of Mollisia scopiformis, 978 nucleotides long. RefSeq lists its product as uncharacterized. The record is from RefSeq and is a predicted model, not a curated record. Lineage: Eukaryota; Fungi; Ascomycota; Leotiomycetes; Helotiales; Mollisiaceae. The transcript has a single exon. Bases 1 to 978 code for a protein of 325 amino acids.